CUUCUCUUCCCCUUCCACAGCGGACCUACCGAAUCCACCGCAGUCAACCCGUUAUCCGUCGACCGAAAUAACGGACAAGAAACCCCGAGCGCAGCUUCCUCGCUCAGAAAAACCAACCGUCACCGCGAGCGCGCGCACAGAGCCGUCAGAUUCUGCACAAGGCGAGGACUUAACCCGGCCACACAAUGGGAAAUGAGGCGAGUUAUCCCUUGGAGAUGUGCUCACACUUUGACGCUGAUGAGAUUAAAAGACUAGGAAAGCGGUUUAAGAAACUCGACCUGGAUAACUCGGGCUCUCUCAGCGUGGAGGAGUUCAUGUCUCUGCCCGAACUGCAACAGAAUCCGCUGGUGCAGCGAGUCAUCGACAUAUUCGACACAGAUGGAAACGGAGAAGUCGACUUUAAAGAGUUCAUUGAAGGCGUUUCUCAGUUCAGUGUGAAGGGCGACAAGGAGCAGAAGCUCCGCUUUGCGUUCAGGAUUUACGACAUGGACAAAGAUGGCUACAUCUCCAACGGCGAGCUGUUCCAGGUGCUGAAGAUGAUGGUGGGGAAUAACCUGAAGGACACUCAACUGCAGCAGAUCGUCGACAAAACCAUCAUCAACGCAGACAAGGACGGUGACGGCAGGAUAUCCUUCGAGGAGUUCUGCGCUGUUGUUGGCGGUUUAGACAUUCAUAAAAAGAUGGUGGUGGACGUGUGAGGAGACCAAACAGGCCCUUCACUGAACACCCUCUUUUUCACUUCUCCAUUUCUGAGAUUCAGCUCCAGAUGUUCCGCUAACUCUCUCUCUCUCUCUCUCUAUCGCUCUAUUUUUUUACGUCCUCUCUUUUUCAAUGAAAGUAUUUCUCUGAAUGAUGCCUCGGUUUGCCCGUCUGUUCUCCCUGAGCCUCGUGACGCCUGCCAUCCUAAGUGUUAUAGAGCAUGAGAUUCUUCUGUCCACAUUCUCGGGUAUUAACGGACAGUCAGAGGGACGUUUUCUCUGUCAACUACCCAACGUUUUCAGUCUGGAGUGGAGAAGAGGAGUGUGUGUGUGUGUGUGCGCGUAUGUGUAUUUUCUUUCCAAAGGGGGGAAUUUUUUUGUAUUUAUUUUGCUCCUGUCUUUUUUUAAAAGAUGAUCUAGGUCUACAGGGAAUACGUGUAUGUGAGCGAUAUUAUAUACUAUAUUAUAUAUAAAUACAUGUGUGUGUGACUUGAUUUCAGUGCAACACGCUUCAAGCAUGAAGUGCCAAUCGAAACCUAAACGUCAGGAUUUAACAAGAGCUGCAUAAUGAAAUCGCUGUCUGUCACAGGGGAGAGUUUAUUAGCAAGCUAAUUCAUCAUCUCCAAACUGUUUUUGGCUUGAUGUAUCGCAAAUCCAAUUCAGAUUUUCUACUGAGAAUGUGUGUGUAUGUGAAAAACAAAAAAACGUGUGCUGUGGUGAUAUUGUCAGGGAGUUCACCUGCCGUCUUGCUUUGGAAUAUGCCGUAGAUUAGGGUACAAAGCAAAUAUAUUUGAAGUCGUGCACAUAUAUAUGUAUGGUUUACUUUUAAGAAUGGUGUUUUUGCGCAGGGGUUCAGGAUCAGAUCACACCACAUAGUAAUGUAAGAUGGAAAAAGUGCCAUCGAUAAACUUUCUGAACUUUGUGUGUGUGUAUUUUGGAUUUAGUAACAUUUUAACAUCAUAAACAAUGAAUUUACCUCUGAACAAUGAGGAUCCAGAAUCCAGAUGAACACCGUUUGCAGAAAUUUACAGUUAAUUUAUUUCCAAAUUGACUGCAGGCAGCAUUGUGAAGAUCUUAGUAGCUCAUAUUUGUAUAUUGGGGACUGAAGGACUGUGUGUUUUGUGGGCUCGGUUUUUUUUCUAAGCUUUAAUUCGCAUCGUUUUACCUGAGAAGAAACGGCGAAACGGAUCUGACUGACCAGCGGUUGGUGUUUUUUCCUUCAUCAUUUCAAAGGUAGGAUUCGAUUGUUCAAAAAGGAGAGACCAAAGCAGGCGCUGAACAGACUCUCCGCCAUAUUUUGCUUUAAAUGUGAUUCUCCCGCGCAAACCGGCGUUUUGGCGCCAGCUGCUGCACGGUGACGGCGCUUGAAUAUGUCUAUCCUGAAGACCUUCAAUGAGGUCUUGUGAAGUGUGCUUGCAUGUUACAGGAGGGUUUUUUAAUUUUGUUGUGCAUGUAGAUCAGAUUUUUUUUUUUUUUUUGGAAGGGAGGGGGGUUGAUCUCUUGUUUACAUAUGAAUCGUACUAUUGAGAUAUAAUCUGAAUGACAGUUGCAUAUAAUUAUAUGGACGUUGCCAAACUUUUGGUAAUUGUUUAAAUAUGGAAAUGAUUUUAAAUUCUUCACUACAUUUAUUCAUAUUAUUAUUAUGAAAAUAAAAUGUGAGUUAUUCUGGUGUCCGUCACUCCCAGCAAACUUAAUUUGAGUUAUUUUCAUGUCCUCUUAAACUAUUUUAUUUUUCUCCAUUUCCGUUCAUGGUUUGGCUGAAUUGUUUUGUACAGAUCGUGUUUAUUAAUGCUCCUCUCGGUUCUAUUUUGUAAUUCUUUAGCUGGGAGGGUCAGACAGCCAUCUGUAUAACCGCUAAUGGGUUUUUGGACAAAGGAAGCAUACAAGUGAAUGAAAACGUUUAGCUUUUCGGUUUAACGUUUUGUUUCUUUCUUUCAUUUCUCUGCAUGCUGCGUCAUAUGCUGUGAGAACCAUUGAGAUGUCAUUCAUGAAAAUGCUAAAUAAAAUAUUUGAGACUUGUA
Molecule: messenger RNA, 2719 nt
Organism: Danio rerio (zebrafish)
Lineage: Eukaryota; Metazoa; Chordata; Actinopteri; Cypriniformes; Danionidae
Gene: ppp3r1b
Product: protein phosphatase 3 (formerly 2B), regulatory s1ubunit B, alpha isoform, b
Molecular function (GO): calcium ion binding
Source: RefSeq, marked provisional